UAGGAAUGUUUUGUAGUUAUCUGUGGUUCAGAAUUAACCUCAAAACAUGCUGAAAACCUCAAAGUGUUUUUGUUUAUGUGAACAUAAAUUAUUAAUAAUAUAUAGUUGCCUCUGAAGAUAUUUUAUAAUCAUAGCGUUGUUUUCUCUAUUCAGUCAAUAUGUCUUUGUUUCGUCAAAAAGUUAUAAACUCCAUUUUAACAGACCGAUUUGGGCCUGUAGUAGCAAAAGUGGGCACUUUUCUGCUGCAAAAUGAAACUAAUCCUUUUCUGUUUAUUAAAAGGGGCACCGACCUAACAGUCUCACUGGUGAAAGACUCAUUGUGUAUUUUAAUUAAAUAUGGCCUAGUCACGUUCAAACCGAAUAAAAAUGAGAAAUUGGCCAAUUACUCUAUCAACUCCGACAACGUGCUUCUUAUGCUGAGGUAUCCGAAAUAUUUGCACCAUAUCAAGAAGCUAUUUGGGGAUGAGUCCGAAAUGAUAAUAGAAGAAAUCUUGCAAAGAGGUUAUUGGACCGGCUCAGAAGUAAUCUUGAAAGUAAACCAAAGACGACCCCAGAUCAAGUCUAGAUCGCAGCCACUUUCCGAUAUAAAGGAGAACUUGUGCUGCUUGAUUACAGCCAAAUAUCUUCAAAGAGUGCCUUAUUCAGUCGAAGAUGCGGCCGUUCCUAGCUUGAUUAUGUCCGAAGACUGCGCUUCUGACUUAAACAAGAUUGAUAUCAAGCUCCUCAUAAGCCACCAGAAGGACAAAUCUGUACAACUAUCAGAUCAAAAUAUUUACUGGACCGUUAAUUUCGAUAGGUUUCAUCAGGAUAUGAGAGAUGAAAUCGUUGUAAAGGCUUUUACAAAGAAGUUUGGUGAAAAUGCUGGCAGCAUUAUCAAAUUAUUCCUGCGGCAAAUGUAUAUAAGAACAAACCCAUGGGCUGAAGUCUGUAAUCCUGUCCCAGCCCUGGAAAUUAAAGACAUUUUGAAGAAACAGGCUAGUCAAUCGUUGGCUUUGGCCUUCUUUGACCAGUACCUCAGCACAAUGGAACAAGACAACAGCAACUUGCUCAGAAAGGCUGGAGAAGCCAGUGGGGGUUCGUAUCAGCUCUACUUAAAAGAAGCCUUUACUCAAUUUACGUGGGAGUUGGUGGAACAUAUUGUCCUGGAAAAGCACGACUCGAAAGCUGCAAGGAUAUUUAGAUUGGUAAAAUCGCAGCCCUAUAUCGAACCCGACCAAAUCCAGCAGCUCGCCAUGAUACCGGCAAAAGAAGCGAAAAGGCUCUCCUAUCGUUUAUAUGAGGAUAAGUUUCUGCAUAUUCAAGAAUUAAAGAAGGCGAGUUCAAAUAAUGGUCCUGUGAAAAACUAUACACUUUUCCAUAUACAUUUGGAGAGUGUGGCUAGUAUGCUGCUGGAAAUGUGCUAUAAAACGUUGUACAAUCACAUUAGUAGAAGGCACUUUGAAAAGCAACAAAGCAAGCGAAUUAUUGACAAAAAGCACAGGGUAGACACUAUUCUGAUGGGGAUGCAAGCUCAGGGGGCUGCAGAAGAACAAUUAUCGGAUAUUGAAGAGUUGCUUACUCCCUCAGAGGAGGAAGUUCUUAAGAAAAUAGACAGAGUGAUGAAGAAACUGAAUAUAGUUGAGCUGGAAGUAGAUGAUACAAUUUUCAUGCUAAACAUGUACUUAAUUUAUGUAAGUUAGUAGUUAAAAAAUAAAUAUUUCUAAACA
Messenger RNA from Dendroctonus ponderosae (mountain pine beetle), 1706 nucleotides. RefSeq names its product DNA-directed RNA polymerase III subunit RPC3 (gene Polr3C). Gene Ontology annotation, biological process: DNA-templated transcription. Gene Ontology annotation, molecular function: single-stranded DNA binding. Bases 159 to 1679 code for a protein of 506 amino acids. The record is from RefSeq and is a predicted model, not a curated record. The transcript has 9 exons. Lineage: Eukaryota; Metazoa; Arthropoda; Insecta; Coleoptera; Curculionidae. Gene Ontology annotation, cellular component: RNA polymerase III complex.